Engraulis encrasicolus (European anchovy) is the source of this 10398-nucleotide messenger RNA. RefSeq names its product zinc finger protein 646 (gene znf646). The transcript is spliced from 6 exons. The record is from RefSeq and is a predicted model, not a curated record. Lineage: Eukaryota; Metazoa; Chordata; Actinopteri; Clupeiformes; Engraulidae. Bases 978 to 6599 code for a protein of 1873 amino acids. Gene Ontology annotation, biological process: regulation of transcription by RNA polymerase II. Gene Ontology annotation, molecular function: DNA-binding transcription factor activity, RNA polymerase II-specific; RNA polymerase II cis-regulatory region sequence-specific DNA binding.
GUCUGGUUUAUAAAGAUACUGUUAACAAUCUCAAAUUAAGGUCAAUGUAUUUGUUGUUUUCUCUGCGCACCACUGAGCGACUGUUUAGGCGAGGACGGCUUUAGGACCAUGACGAAAGAUUGGUUUCAACGCGUCCAACUGCACACUGUCGCGGCAGAUCCAUUGAACUUGAACAUGGAGCGACUUGAUUGUCUGAAUUACAGAAAUAUCGUAGAAUAAAUGCCCAUAGCAUCUAUUUACUUAAGAGACUAAAUAAUUCGGGGACUCAAACUGAAGAAAAGGGAGGAGAGAUUCACGUCUCCGGAGGGAUGACGGUGGGAGGAGAAAGCUAGCAGAGAACAUUAACAAGCUAACAUGAUUCCUUGCCAAAUUAAUUGCCCUUUUAGAUGCGGUCAGAGUGUUUAUGAUACAGGGACAGUGAGUGAAGGAAGCAUUCGUGUUGUGAAUAACUGACAUUGUUUUGUGAUUGAGAAGCAUUACCUUAUCUUUCAUAGCAGAGAAAAGUGAACAGAUGUUGUGAAAAUGGGGACUGAUUUCCGUGAUGCACAUUUCCUGUUUCCUAGCAACAAGAGCAGGAAGUGUGUGGAAUGGGAUGGAAAAAGACAAUUGAGGCAUAGAACGGGGACAUUGAUAGCAAGUCGUCCCGAAAGAACAAUGGGUCGUGAUUCUCAAAAAGUAUAGCUUUGGGCUGACUAUAUGUCGAUUUCCCCCUACACUGUUUUCCCAGCUGGUGCCUGCAACCCUUCGUCUCAAGCGGUUUCCCCCGUGGAGUGAAUUUGAAUGACUGACCUCAUAUCUCGUGCUUAUCGCCCUCUCCUCCGCGGGGGCAUACAGAUAGUCUCUUUAGAAGUCCCGCGAAUAUGGAACUCUCGGAUCCUUCUCUAAUUCUCUGAAGAGUCAAAUCCCCCACCAACAAUACUUUCACGAAUGAAUCCGGCUGGCAGAGGAACCAGCACACCAGAACCACAGCGUCUGUGAUGGCUGUGCAAGAACCGGGACGGACCAAAGGGUUUGUAUGCAAGCACUGUGGCGUGGUGUGUGCCAACAUGCCCAGCCUACUGGAACACAUGGAGAGCCACCAGGAGUUGGCGGCGACGGACGAGGACCGCAAGUUCAAGUGCGACGAGUGCGGCCGCGGGUACCGGCACGCCGGCAGCCUGGCCAAUCACAAGAAGGCGCACGAGGUGGGCUCGUUUCAGUGCCACAUCUGCGAGAGGCAGCUGUCCAACAGCCUGGCGCUGAAGAUGCACCUGCGCAUCCACACGUCGCGCAAGAAGUACGCCUGCACAGAGUGCGGGAAAGCCUUUAGGCUGGCGACACAGCUGGCGACGCACCAGAGGGUCCAUCGCAACGGAGGGGCCAGAGGGUCGGGUGGCAGUCGACGUGGCAGUGCCGGCGCCGCAGAAAACGCCCGAGGACGGCGGAGUUUUGACGUUGCUCCCGAUCUAGAGGCCGACAUGAGCCUGGACUUGGAGGGCGAGGAGGACGGGGAGGAAGAGGACGACUUUGGCAGCGGCGGUGGUGCCGCCGUGCCCGCCUUGGCGUCCGGCGACAAAGCCGGCUCCUCCGACGACGCCGGCGACCGACCAUUCAAGUGCAACAUGUGCGACAAGAGCUACCGGCACUACGGCAGCCUGUACCGCCACAAGGAGAGCCACCAGAUGGGCGCCUUCGAGUGCCCCAUCUGCUUCAAGCAGCUCAACAACCAGGCGGCCAUGACCGCUCACCAGCGCACCCACUCAAAGACCAUGGGCGGUGUUCCCGGGUCCGCCUCGGGCUCCGCCGGCGGCGCCACCCACGCCGACAGGAAACCGUACAUGGGCUCGCAGCAGAACGGCGGCAGUGGCGACGGGUCGCCAUCCGAGGCCAACUUCUGCCACCUGUGCCAAGUCUCGUUCCCCAAUGAGGAUGAGUUCCAGGACCACGUCCUGCUCCACAACUCGUCCUCGGUGUCCUUCGAGCUGCCCGUCAACAUGCCCGACGAGGACCCGGGCCUGAUCUACAGUGCCAGCCAGUCGCCCGACUACCCGCCCUCCAGCGAUACGCCGCCCAUGCCGCCGCUGCUGGACAAGCAGCAGGAGGACUACGAGCAGCCCGUGGGCUCGGCGGAGAACGGCCAGAUCUACAUCCCCGACGACCCCUUCCAGGACCAGGACCAGGAGCUUCGGCCGUCUCGACACCCGCCCGCGUUGAACUCCCAGCGGGCCACCAGGUCAACAACCUCGGGCGGAGAGGACCUCCAGGACGGAGACGACUCGUUCGACCACGAGGUCAAGGAAGAGGACGAGUCGGAGUCUCCAGACGCGGGCGACCGCAAGUUCAAGUGCGACGUGUGCCACAAGAGCUACCGGCACGCCGGCAGCCUCAUCAACCACAAGCGCUCGCACCAGACGGGCGUCUACCAGUGCUCCAUCUGCCGCAAGAACUACCCGCACCUGGCCGCGCUGCGCAGCCACCACCGCCUGCAUCGCGCCCAGACCUCCGCCCACGGCGCAGAGGGGGACUGGCUGUCCUCCGAGCCCCAGACCCUGGAGAACCAGCACGGAGGCUACCCACCGUCGGAUCCGGAAAUGGAGGAGGACCUGGAGAUGGGUGAGGAAGGCGAAGAGCUUGGGGAGAGCUUGCUGGAACCACCAGACGUUCAGGUCCAGCAGCAGGCGCGCGGGGCUCCCGCCAUGCAUCACGAGCAAGGCAUGGACCAGCAACAACACCACCAACGUCACAACCGAGGAGGCCAGCAGCAUUCACACAUCCAGCACGCCAGCGGAGACGAGGGGGGCGACGCUAUGGGGUACCAAGACCAGUACGACGUGCCGUACCCCCAGGAUGGCACCCCCACGGGGCACCUACCUCACGACGACGGCGGACCACCCCCUGCCCACCUCAUGGAGAGGCACAUGUGUGCAGACUGUGGCAAGACGUUUGGUGACAUCGCCAGCAUCAAGUCUCACCCGUGCCCCAUGCGCCAGGCCCAUCACCACCCGCCUCACCCCCACCACCACCACAACCAGCAGCAGGACCACCACAGCCAACACCCCCACCCCCACCACCACAACUCCAUCACCAACGGCUCGCACAGUGGCCACAUGGACUACCACCACCACAGCCCGCACCUGAUCGGAGAGACCGGCACACCCGUCGGCUACGACUCGUCCCAGGGUUACUACGGCACCCCGGACCACCACAACCCCCACCACCCUCAGCAGGGUGGCUACCACCAAAACAUGCACGCAGCAGGAGGAGGAGGAGGAGGUAUGAUGGGCACCAGUGACCCAGCCAGAGGUUACGGUAGUGGUGGUGGUGGUGGAAGAGGGAUGCAGGACCACAACCCACACCCACGCCACAACGAUGAAGACAACUACGACGGAGGCGGCGAGGAGGAGGACGAGGAGGACGGCGAGAUGUACCACUGCUCGGUGUGCGGCAACCACUACGCCAGCAUGGGGGCCCUCAGGAGCCACCUGCGGGGCCACACCCAGGUCCACGGCACCCCCUCCAGCUCCGGGCCCUCCUCCAUGUCCUCCCUGGAGGCGGAGAAGGACGAGGAGCCGGGGGGCGAGAGCCACCAGGGAGACGGCAGCCUGAUCAUCUGCAGCACGUGCGGAGAGAGCUUCACGCGCAAACAAGACCUCAUGGCUCAUCAGCUGAUGCACAACAACCAGAACCAGGCUCCGAGCAUCAACCCCGUGGACCACCACCAUCACCAUCACCACCCCCACCAUCAGCAGCAGCAGUACCCACACCACCAGUCUCCCAUGCAGCACCUGGGACCCCCAGCCCCACCUCCUCCUCCGCUCACACACUACGGCUCUAGCCCAAACGGCUCCAUGAGGAGCUCCAAAGCCGAACCGGCACGGGCGUCGAACAGCAGCAGCACUGCCGGUGGUGGUGGCGGCGGCAGCCUCAUCUGCAACAAGUGUGGCAUCUCCUGCGUGAGCUUCCAGCACCUGGAGAACCACCCGUGCCCCGGACGAAGACUCAGCAAUGAGGUGAAGAGCGAGGUCAUCAAGCCUGACGUCGAGGCCCCGAUGCUGGGGAGGAACGACGCGCGGCGCCCCAAGGGGAACCAGGAUGGUGGUGGUGUUGGAGGUUCUGGUGCCGGUGUCGGUGGAGAUAGGGUGUUUAAGUGUGACCAGUGCGGACGGGCCUACAGGCACGCCGGGUCACUGCUCAACCACAAGAAGUCACACAAGACCGGCGUGUUCCGCUGCUACGUCUGCCAGAAGCGCUUCUACAACCUGCUGGCUCUGAAGAGCCACGAGAGGACACACUUUGACAUCAAGAAACAUACGUGUAACGAGUGUGGCAAGGCCUUCAAGAUCCAGAAGCAGCUGCAGAACCACCUGCGGGUGCACGAGGAGAACAAGGCCAAGAUCCAGGAGCUCAACAAGCAAAUCCAGACUCUCAUGCAGAUGAACGGGGAGCUGGCCCAGAACGGCAUCCGCAAGGCCCAGAGGCGCCGACGACGACAGCCCUCGGUCACCGGUAACGGUUCAGCGGGCCCCAGCCCAGAGAAAGGCAGUGACGGUGGAGGAUCAUCCACAGUCCAGUCCCCGGGGGCAGCGGCAGGCACCCCGCACGACCCCAACGACCCGCGGCCCUACGUCUGCAACCAGUGCGGCCGCAGCUACCGCCACGCCGGCAGCCUGGUCAACCACAAGAACUCGCACAAGACGGGCGAGUACCACUGCUCCAUCUGCAACAACACCUACUCCAACCAGCUGGCCAUGAAGAACCACCUGCGCAUCCACUUUGGCCUCAAGAAGCACGCCUGCCAGGAGUGUGGCAAGGCCUUCCGCGGCAAGAAGCAGCUCCUCAGCCACCGAUGUGCCGCCAACCGCAAGAACGCAGACGGAAACGGACCGCCGCGCUCCCGCAGUGGCCGCCGAAAACCUCGCCUGCCCACCUGCCGAAAAUGCCGCCAGUCCUUCCCCACGCCCGCCGAGCUCGAGGCCCACGAGUGCAAGGGACCCCCGCCGGGCGCCGCUGCCGGCGACGGCACGCCCAGAGAAGAACGCCCGUACAAGUGCGGCAUCUGCGGGCGAAGCUACCGGCACGCGGGCUCGCUCCUCAACCACAAGAACACGCACAAUACGGGCCACUUCAGCUGCACCUUCUGCAGCAAACCCUUCUCCAACCCCAUGGCGCUGCGUAGCCACACGCGCAUCCACACGCAGAAGAAGAAGCACGUGUGCCCCACCUGCGGCAAGGCCUUCCGGCUCUCCAGCAUCCUGCACAACCACCUGAAGAUCCACACCCGCGGCAACUGCACCUUCAGCUGCCCCACCUGCAACAAGACCUUCCAGGGCCGCUCGGGCCUGAAGAGGCACCGCUGCCUGGGGGCCGCUGGUGGUGCUGGUGCUGGUGGAGGGAGUAGGAGUGGGAGUCGGAGUGGUGGGAGAUCGAGACGCAGUUCCGCCAACGGCCAGGAGGGCGGCGACAGGUGCUACACAUGUGACCAGUGCGGGCGCUCCUACCGCCACGCGGGCUCCCUGCUGAACCACAAGAAGACCCACUCGGCGGACCUGCUCAACUGCGGCCUGUGCCUGCGCACCUUCGCCGACGCGGCCGAGCUGGAGCGCCACUCGCAGAUGCCGCGCCACUGCUGCCCCGACUGCGGCAAGACCUUCUGCGAGUUCGCCCACAUGCAGAGCCACAUGGAGGUGCACAGCAAGGGCCGCCCCCUGCAGGGCGCCAUCACCAGCCCCACGGGGAGCGUGGGCAGCGGGGCGUCCGGCUCGGGAUACCCCCACCAUCACCCCCACCCCCACCCGCUCCAUCACCCGCAUCAGCAGCAGCAGCACCAUCCCCAUCCCCACCACCACCACCUCGGUCACCCGCACCACCCGCAGCAGAUGCACCACCCGCACCCCCACCACCCCCACAUCCAGACUCCGUACCCGGGCUACCCGCCCAGGCACCACCCGGACGGCAUGCCCAUGGCGGAGGACGAGAUGGACUGGCACUCGGGCGGCAUGGACCCGCGUGGCAUGGGCGGCCCCGGCAGCGGUGGCAGCUUGCCCAAGAUCGGCCAGGCGUUUGGAGCAGGUGGAGGAGGUGGCACCAUGGCCGGCGGAGGUGGAGGUGACGGGGGCAGCGGUAGCGGCGCUUACCCGAGCGACAUGCAGGAUCACGGGGAGGAAGACGACGACGGCGGCGCGCCCGGAGGAGGGGCCGGCGACCCGGAGGAGAAGAGCCACGUGUGCGAGCACUGCGGCCGCGCCUACCGGCACGCCGGCUCGCUGCUCAACCACAAGAACUCGCACAAGACGGGCAGCUUCUUCUGCGCCGUCUGCCAGAAGGAGUUCACCAACCUCAUGGCGCUCAAGAACCACCGGCGCAUCCACACGGAGCCCAAGCGCUACCAGUGCCUGGAGUGCGGCAAGGCCUUCCGCGUCUCCACGCAGCUCAUCUGCCACCGCCGCAUCCACACCAAGGAGAAGCCCUUCUCCUGCCUGCUGUGCGACAAGCGCUUCUCCAGCAAGUCCAACCUGCGCCACCACCAGAAGAUGCACCAGAACUCGCAGGCCUCGUACGAGGCCGCCUUCGACAUGGACCCGGGCUCGUUCAUGGGGCUCGGCGUCGACCCGUUUCUCUAAAAACGGAUCCGCUCCCUUCGUGCGAGCUGAGAUGAGCUGAGGUCACCACCCCUACCCCCCAACUCUGUGACUAUCUAUCUCUUUUUUUUGCAGAUUCAGGACUGGAAGGUUGAGGUGAGGUGAGGUGAGGUUAGGUCAGGACCCCUUUUUCUUGAAAGCAUCCUUUCUAAUCAGUUAGCUAAUUGGUGGGUUGCCAAUGGGGAAAUUGCAUUGCAACAGAAUAAGUUGCUAACUUGGUUGUCAAGACACCUGUCAAGAAACACACCCCAGGUUGGUGGGGUGGUUGGGGUCAGUUUUAUCUUUUUUUUUUUUUCAACUACGUCAAACUAAUUCCAUUUUCAAGCAAAGCAGGAAAGAAUAGAAAACGAGUGGGGUGUAAGUUUGUGUCUGUGCCACCGGAUGCUACUUGACCUGCUUCAAAUGCAUUGAUUUGAAGGUGUCUGAGGUCAAGUGAAAAAAAAGGGGUAGUCAUCAUUGGUAGUCCUCCAUGGGCGUUAGGGUGGACCCCUUUUUUUCCCUCUGAGCCCUAAUGGAGCUGACGUGCCCAGACCAACCAACUAACUAACCAACCUCCUCUUAUUCUGUACUGUCUCUCUCAGUGUUUUCAGCCCGACAGGCCAGGGGAAUUUAUUGGGGAUUGGGGGUGUGUGUGGAGUGUGUGUGUUUUGGGGGGGGGCUCAACUCUACUGGCUGUAUACACACGCACGCCCUGUGCUCCAAGGGAAGAUGGGCAAAUUAUAGCUAUUAUAUAUAUUUAAAGAGGAAAAAUACCCCCCCCCCCCUCCCCCCCCACACACAACCAUUCACCACCACCAAUCAAGCCUCACAUUUACCCCCCCGCCACUUACACUUCACCUCACAUUUCACCACCACCACUAUCAUCAUCAUCAUCAUCUUCAGCUAUACUGUUAUAUAAAACGGCUGAUGCCGAUAAAUUGUAAAAUCAGGUUAGUCUGCUGGUCCUAUCUAAGGCGGUGGUGCUCAGGUGCCCCAUCCCCCACUAUAUCACCCCCAUCCCCCUCUCUCUCUCUUUCUCUCUCUCUCUCUUGUUCUCUUUCCUUCCGCUGCCUGCCCGCCUGUCUGCCUGCCUGCCUGCCUGCCUGUCUGCCUCCCCCUCCUCCACCUCUCUGGAUUGGCAGAUUCCUCUCUCUGGCAUGCCGGUCGGCAGCGCAGCAGGCUUUUCAUUAGGUGCAGUCAGGCAUACACCCCAUUUAGACUACCUCUGGUAGGGACAUUGACACUGUAAAGAGAAGAAAAACUAUAUAUAUAUAUAUAAAUAUAGCUCCAGAAAUCACAUUGAUGGUGCCUGACUGACUCACAAACUGUUUUAUGGAUGUUGUUUAUUUUUAUUCUUUAUUUUUUUUGACGUUCUGUUUUUCCGUUAAUGUUUUUUAAGUUUUUCUUUUAAAUAAGUGCACAAAUCCUAAAUAUUUUAAUGGUACUAUUUUAACCUCUCCUACUGUUUGUCCGAAGACGGUCUGGGCGAAUGGUCCAGCUGUGACCUUACUGUUAUCCUCAAACCCCAACCCCCCCCCCCUUACCCUGACCACCCAUGUUGCCUCCAGACGUAGAGUCCGACCAAUCGAAUCGAUCGACUUAAUCGAUUUGGGAUCAAUGGGUCGAUCGAUUGCUUGUGAAACCGAACGACCUCGAUGUAAGGAAGCGAGCAACUGAUGGCUUAAUUCUAGCCAGUUGACCUGGCUGGCGACAGACGAGCUCAAAUUAAAUAGAUGAGAAUAAAUGGAGGUUUCAAAUAUAGAAAGUAAAAGGCGUAAGACAGCGGUGCUUUUUCUUUUUCUUCUCGGGGAGCAUGUGACGGCACCAGAACUGACUGAUGGGGGUCGCCUGGUUAAUCCCAGUGGAAUGUGCGAGUGCUCCUUUUUCUUGUCUCAUUUUACUGUCACGCUUCCUCCAAGGCCUUGAGCUUAGCGCUCUGCUCAACGACGAGCGAUAGUCCCCGCGGGGAGACAAGGAGGCGAGGAGAUAAAAGGUACCCCCCCCCCUCCUGCUCUACCGUUAACGCUUCAAAAUGCGCCAGUGUCCGCUUGUAUUGGGGGUGGAAAUUCAAACUUGUCGUGCCCAGUGCUUCCUUAUUAAAUUAGCUUCAGGUUCGUGUUAGUGUACUGUUCCACAUAAAGACUUGUCAAUUUGUGUCUUAUUAAUUUAGUCUCUUUUAUUUUUCCUUUUUAAAAGAAUAUAUAUUAUAUAUAUGUAAACAUAUAUAGAUAUAUGAAUACCAACCUCUCUCUCUUCCCCUUUCCUGUGUUAACCCUCUGGGUGUUUUUUAGACUGAUUGAUUGACUGAUGGGCGUCUCGUACUGGCUUCACUGUGGGCAGUGCUCCUCAAAUACACUGCGGCUGUUUGACAGCAAGGAACGGUUCACGUUUGUGUCCUCCUUCCUCUCCCUCCUCCUUUCUCUCCCUCCCUCCAUCCCUCUCUGAACCUUAUCUACGAGAUAUCAAGUGUAUUUAUUUAUUUAAGAAGAAAAAAAGACUAUUUAUACCCCACACCUUUUAAUGUUUUUUUUUGUAAGACUAUAUCAGGAGUCUCGACUCUGAGCGUUUUUAAAAACUCUGGUAUUCCAUGUGCAUGUUUCUGAUGUGCUCUUAAAAGUCCACUUCGGAUUGAUUGUAAAUGACGAAAAAAAAAAUCAUGACGCCUUGGUAGUCUAGAGAAAUACAAAAGAAAAAGAAAAAAAAAACAACAGAAUCCGCUAUUAUGAGUCCCAACUUAAAUUCACAUCUUUCAGAACAUUUCAGAUUGGUGUCUUUUUGCAAUAAUAUUAGUAUCAUGAUAAUAAUUGACAAUAAUGGUAUUGUUAAGUAUUUUUCCCGCAGUGCGUAUUUUAAGAAGACUCUGUUGUACUAUAUCACUGUUCUUCUUUUUUAUUAUUAUUUUUUUUAAUCUUGUGCAAGUGUUUUUAUUUUUCUCCUUUUUUUUCGUUUUCUUCACGAAACUUAUUACUGUCACGCACAAGAUGGAAAAAAAACGUAUGUAUGUAUCUUCAAAGUGUUUGUGGCGACCUCACAGUUGUCUGUGGUGGUGGUGGUGUUUGUGAUUUUAGGCAUCCAUGGUCUGUUCUGUUCAGCUCUCACUUUUAGCAGUACACCAAGGUGGAGGUGAUGUGAUGAUGUGAGGCUCGGGGGGGACCUUGUUAUUUCAAAAAUAACUGCUCAGGUUUCACACCUUUAUAGGAUGAAAAAAAACACCACAUACACUACAACAUGAAAUAAACUGUAAAACAUUGUAUUUGGUUAUAUAAAUAUUAUAUAAAAACCGCGACUUCUGUUUGGCUCUCUCACCCGAGACGCACAAAAGGCAUCAAGUGAUAGACGACAGAUUUUCUUGGAAAGGUGGCGAAGCCAGGCUGCAUUUCUUACACGUGCCAUUUCCUACCAUUGUACUCAGACUUAAGAGAGGAGGGAAAAAAAGACGAUGUUGCUAUUAAUAGUUUCCAUUCUAUGCCUAUAUUCACAUGCUUAUUGAUUUUUAUUUAAGAAUAGGAGUCCAGCCCUUUUGUGUAAUCAAUGGCUUUCAAGUGCAUUUCAAACUCCAAUAUAACGAACUGACUUCUGAAAUGUUAAUUGAGACCUCUCUCUGUCUUUUUCUCUCUCUCUCGCUCUCUCUAUUUCUGCAAUCAGUUGCAUAUAUCUUAAAGAAAAUAUACAAAUAUUUAUUUUUGUUCUUUUGUUGAUCAAUGUUUUCUCUUUCUUGAGUAGAGGACUUGCAAAUAAUGUUUAUUUGUAGACGGUCAUGCCCUCACUUUCUUGAAAUAAAAUAAACACGGUGUUAAGACCA